UCAUUAUUAGAUACUCAUUUUUCAGGCUGUUUCCUAGCAAACCUGUGUAUAAUAAACCUGGAGGGAAUGGAAAAUGCUGUUUUCGGACUCUCUCUUACAGCCAAGGGAAUGAGUAACAUUGCUUGGUUCAUUAUGUGGGUGCAAUCUAUAGAGGUGUUCCCUACUUGUGUACGAAAUACUGGAAUAAACUUGAGUGUAGUUGUUUCUCUAACGAUCUCUAUGACCACACCUUUUACUAUGGAAAUGGAUAGUAUUGAUAAAAGACUGCCAUAUGUUGUAUUUGUUUCUCUCGGUGUGAUUGGUACUAUUGCAGCUGUAUUAGUUCCGGAAACGAAGGGAAUAUCACUUCCGGAAUCAAUUGAUCAAGUAAAUGCUAUUUUCAGACGAAUGAGAAUAUUCCAGCUAAGAGCCUGGAAAACUGAAGAAGAGAAUAAACCUGAACCUGAAGAAAUCCAAGAAUUAAAACAAAUCAAUUAAUUUAUCGAAAUAUUUUUAACCUGAUAAUAAUAAAUGAAGAUAUAUUAAACAAAUCUGACAACUUAAA
Molecule: messenger RNA, 544 nt
Organism: Eurytemora carolleeae
Lineage: Eukaryota; Metazoa; Arthropoda; Copepoda; Calanoida; Temoridae
Product: solute carrier family 22 member 21
Exons: 5
Coding region: 67-477 (136 amino acids)
Biological process (GO): transmembrane transport
Cellular component (GO): membrane
Molecular function (GO): transmembrane transporter activity
Source: RefSeq, a predicted model, not a curated record